GUUGAGAGUGCCACACAAGGAUGUUGAGAUUUGUGGGUGAGCACUGAUGACUCAGCAAUCAGCAGUAGUAGUGAGACAAUACAACUCGCAACUGCUUGCUUGGAUGCUCUGCUCUGCUCUGCUCUCCCCCAACUCUCCUCCCCUCCACCGCCGGUCCGCCGCCGCGACAGCUCGCCGUGGCCUCCAACCCCACGCCGCCGUCGACCCCAAGCACGUCCGAUCUCCCCUCUUCGUGCCUAGGGGGUUGGGAUUGGAAACUAGGACCACGGGAUAAGCAAGGACACAGAGAGAAGCGCCCCCACUGACCGACUGACUGGGAUAACACCGGGUCGCCAUUGCCGCCGGCGGCAUGAAGAUCCUGGUGGCGGUGAAGCGGGUGGUGGACUACGCGGUGAAGGUGCGGGUGCGGCCGGACCGGACGGCCGUCGACACGGCCAGCGUCAAGAUGUCCAUGAACCCCUUCUGCGAGAUCGCCGUGGAGGAGGCGCUGCGGCUCCGCGAGGCCGGCGCCGCCUCUGAGGUCGUCGCCGCCACCGUGGGGCCCGCGCAGGCCGCCGACACGCUCCGCACCGCGCUCGCCAUGGGCGCCGACCGCGCCGUCCACGUCCUCCACGACCCCGACCCGGCCCGCCCGCUCCUCCCGCUCGCCGUCGCCAAGAUCCUCCGCGCCCUCGCGCUCCAGGAGAGCCCCGGCCUCCUCAUCCUCGGCAAGCAGGCAAUUGAUGAUGAUUGCAACCAAACAGGACAAAUGCUAGCUGCAUUGCUCAACUGGCCUCAGGGAACCUUCGCCUCAAAGGUGAUAAUUGACAAGGAUAAGCAAAAAGCUACUGUUGAGCGAGAGGUCGAUGGUGGAACUGAGACAAUCUGCUUGGAUUUACCAGCAGUGAUCACCACUGAUCUGAGACUGAACCAGCCCCGGUACGCUACGCUGCCAAACAUAAUGAAGGCGAAGUCGAAGGUGAUCAAGAAAGUAACCCCUGCAGACCUGAACGUCGAUGUCAGGUCAGACAUGGAGGUGCUCCGGGUGGACGAGCCGCCAAAGAGGAAAGCCGGGGUGAUCCUCUCGUCUGUCGACGAGCUUCUUGAUAAACUGAAAAACGAAGCUCGUGUCCUGUAACUAGUUCACAUAUGUACACCCAAAUAAAGUGCAAUUCCAAACAAAUGAAAUAAAGAUGUGUUUCCUCCCCCA
Messenger RNA from Hordeum vulgare subsp. vulgare (domesticated barley), 1189 nucleotides. Its product is annotated as electron transfer flavoprotein subunit beta, mitochondrial. NCBI's taxonomy places the organism in Eukaryota, Viridiplantae, Streptophyta, Magnoliopsida, Poales, Poaceae. The record is from RefSeq and is a predicted model, not a curated record. The transcript is spliced from 4 exons. Gene Ontology annotation, cellular component: cytosol. The coding region runs from base 350 to 1117 and encodes 255 amino acids. Gene Ontology annotation, molecular function: electron transfer activity.